UGACCAGCUUCUAAAUACAUCUACCCAGAAAUUCUCUGGAAAAUAUACCCCAUCAUCCUAUAUUCAGAAAUACUCCAUUGAAUCAUUUUGUCAACUUCCACGCCUAAGAUUUUUGACACUAAAAAUUUAUAAACCCCAUUUACUAAAUCUUAUUUGACUAUUCAAGUAUUUCAAAACAAUUUUUUAUUGUUUGUACCGAUUUUAAUUCCAAAUGAUGAAGAAUAGAAGCAGUGCAAAAAUUUCCAUAAAAUGGAUUCCUAUUUUCUGUCUCUCUUUCUUCUUCAUUGGCAUGUUGUUUACUAACAGGUUGUGGGAAGCACCAAAAUCUGGGAGCAAAUUGAUUUUAAGUCAUAAACAGAAUGAAGAACUUAAAGUUAUUUGUGAAGAUUGUAAAACUAAAAAGGUAUCAAAAUUUAAACCUGGUAAAGAUAAAGAUGUAAUAGAUGAAGUAAAGAAAACCCAUGAAGUAAUCAAGUCAUUGGAUAAGUCAGUUUCAAUGCUUCAAAUGGAAUUGGCUGCUUCAAGAAGUUUUGAUAAACAUGUUCACCCUAAAGAAUCAACUGGAACCAUUACUCAAAAUGAACCAAAGAAAAAGGUUUUUGUGGUAAUUGGAAUUAACACCGCUUUUAGUAGUAGGAAACGCCGUGAUUCAGUGAGGGCGACAUGGAUGCCCCAAGGAGAAAAAUUGAAAAAGUUGGAACAAGAGAAGGGAGUUGUGAUUCGAUUUACGAUUGGUCACAGUGCCACAUCAAAUAGCAUUCUCGAUCGAGCUAUUGAUGCGGAGGAGGCUCAGCAUCAUGACUUUCUAAGGCUGGAGCAUAUUGAAGGAUAUCAUGAAUUAUCCGCAAAAACCAAGAUAUACUUUUCAACUGCUGUUGCAAAGUGGGAUGCUGAUUUUUAUGUCAAGGUGGAUGACGAUGUUCAUGUCAAUCUAGGUAUUUUGGCUUCAACUCUUGCUCAUUAUCGAUCAAAGCCAAGAGUAUACAUUGGGUGUAUGAAAUCUGGACCUGUUCUGGCUCAAAAAAAUGUUAAAUACCAUGAACCAGAAUUCUGGAAGUUUGGGGAAGAUGGAAACAAAUAUUUUCGCCAUGCUACUGGGCAGAUCUAUGCCAUCUCCAAGGAUUUAGCAACAUAUAUUUCUAUAAAUCAACCUAUACUUCACAAGUACGCAAACGAAGAUGUAUCCCUUGGUUCAUGGUUUAUUGGGCUUGAUGUGGAGCACGUCGAUGAACAUAGCAUGUGUUGUGGAACUCCUCCAGACUGUGAAUGGAAGGCACAGGCCGGUAAUUUGUGUGUGGCAUCAUUUGAUUGGAGCUGCAGCGGAAUUUGUCAGUCGGUAGAGAAGAUAAAAACUGUCCAUGAAAAAUGUGGUGAGGGCGAUGAUGGAAUAUGGGGUGUUUUGUUAUGAUUUAAUACCAACUUAUAUUCAAAUAAGUGUUUUGAGAUUUGGAUAGCAUAGCAUAGCAUGAGUUACGAGGGAUCAGGGAAGAGUUGGUUUACAAGCAUGGUGCUUGAGUGAGGGAUUUGUUGAGCAUAUGCCAUAUAUAGAGAAGAGAUUGGGGUGUGCUUUAGGAUACACUUUUUUGUUUCGGUGUUCCUCUUUUGAAACACCCCAUAUAGUAGAUAGGUGAAAUACUUGUGUUGUAACUUUGUAAUUGAAUUUAUUGAUGAAAUUUUCUAAUCUAAUUAAAUUUUAUUUUUUA
Messenger RNA from Amaranthus tricolor (Joseph's coat), 1703 nucleotides. Its product is annotated as beta-1,3-galactosyltransferase 7-like. Bases 212 to 1408 code for a protein of 398 amino acids. NCBI's taxonomy places the organism in Eukaryota, Viridiplantae, Streptophyta, Magnoliopsida, Caryophyllales, Amaranthaceae. Gene Ontology annotation, molecular function: beta-1,3-galactosyltransferase activity. Gene Ontology annotation, cellular component: Golgi membrane. The transcript is spliced from 11 exons. The record is from RefSeq and is a predicted model, not a curated record.